AAAUACGAUUGAAUGGCAAACUGAGAAGAAGAUAAGAAGUAAAAUUUUUUUUCGGUUACUGCUAAUUUUGCUUUUCAACUAAGGUUUUACAACUAGAACACGUGAAAUGGAAUCAGCAAAUGGUAGAAAUCUAGCGCUGCUUGUGCUGUGCCUGUGCGCCUGCUACGCGCUGGCUUUUGAGGGCAAGGAAAUACCGGCCACCAAACUCGGUCAGAGGGUGGCGCCUACAAUGACUUUUCUUUAUUGCUAUUCAUGUGGCUAUCGCAAGGCAUUCGAGGACUAUGUAAAUAUUCUGGUUAAGAAAUAUCCACAGAUUGAGAUUGUGGGCGCCAAUUACGAUCCGCCCGGCAUAAAUUAUUACCUGUCAAAGAUAAUAUUUGCUUUAAAGAUAAUUAUUAUAAUAUCUGUGGUAACUUCGGUGAGUCCCUUCACCUGUUUGGGCUUCAACACGCCUGGCUGGUGGAAUCAUUUGCAAUCAAACAAAAUAUAUGCCUGCAUGAUGAUCUUCUUCCUGGGCAACAUGAUCGAAGGGCAGCUCAUUUCCUCCGGGGCCUUUGAGAUAACAUUAAAUGAUGUGCCUGUUUGGUCUAAAAUACAAACAGGUCGUUUUCCUGCACCUGAAGUGUUAUUCCAAAUCAUCGACAAUCAACUUCAGUUCACCGACAGUGUCCAGGAGAAUCCCGACUUUGUUAAAUAAUAGUAGAUCACCGAAAAUCCAGGGACGGUUCAGAUGAAGCGCCUUCUGUUAUCCACUAGAACAACAACACCAAAAAACUAUACGGAAACGAAAAUUGAAGAAAUACAAAAGGAACUGGACGUGUGGAUAUUUAGUUAUUAAUUAAACUUAACUAAACUAUAUCUUGUCUCUGCGUUACGUAAAAUAGUAUAUUUGUUUAUCUACCAAUUUAUCUGCUGUACUACUGCUCUUAUGUAUAUCUGUGUAAUCUACAAAGCUAUAUAGUAUAAAUAAUGAUAAUGAG
Molecule: messenger RNA, 980 nt
Organism: Drosophila navojoa
Lineage: Eukaryota; Metazoa; Arthropoda; Insecta; Diptera; Drosophilidae
Gene: SelT
Product: selenoprotein T
Biological process (GO): cell redox homeostasis
Cellular component (GO): endoplasmic reticulum membrane
Molecular function (GO): thioredoxin-disulfide reductase (NADPH) activity
Source: RefSeq, a predicted model, not a curated record